Centropristis striata (black sea bass) is the source of this 1413-nucleotide messenger RNA. RefSeq names its product CD209 antigen-like protein C. NCBI's taxonomy places the organism in Eukaryota, Metazoa, Chordata, Actinopteri, Perciformes, Serranidae. The coding region runs from base 88 to 990 and encodes 300 amino acids. The transcript has 5 exons. The record is from RefSeq and is a predicted model, not a curated record.
UCCUACCCACUGGUUUGUAUUUGCAGUAUCAGCAAAACAUUGAACCUUAAUAGAAACUGACUCAGCCACUGACCGCAAAUUUGAGAGAUGUCAGUGGCAUUGAGUAGCAAGUCAGGAGAAUUUGGGGACGACAGCAUAAAUCUGAUGGCUCCUGCUGGUAGAUCAAAGUUUGGAUGGAUACCUCAAAUUUCUGGGUGGUGUAUUGGAGCUGCCGUGUGUCUGGGCUGUCUUCUAUUGAUUCUGAUUUUAGGCGUGGUGGCACACAAUUCCAGCGCUAUAGGUCAUCGCGAUUCGAUGUGUGAAAACAUGAUCGAUAGCCUGACUGCAGACAGAGAAUCUCUGAGAGCUGAGCGAGACCAACUGAAGGAUACUUCCAGCAACCUGACAAAAGAGAUCGAGGCUCUGCAGAGCCAGUACAAGGCUGUGGCUGCAAGCAGAGAUAAGCUACAAGAAGAGAAAAUCACUCUGAGAGAUGAGCGAGACCAGCUGAAAAUUAUUUCCAACAACCUGACACAACAAAUGGAUAUUCUGAAGAGCCAAUACAACGCUAUGAAUGCAAGUCGAGCAAAGCUACAAGAGGAGGUCGACAGGUUAAGCCUCAACAGAACACGUCGGGAAUGCCAUCAAGGAUGGAAAGCGUUUGGAGAUAAGUGCUACUAUUUCUCUACAAGUGGAGUGACUAAAUCUUGGGCACUCAGCAGAAAAGACUGUCUAGAGCGAGGAGCAGACCUGGCGAUUGUAACCACGCGAGAAGAGCUUGAUUUUGUCAGCAAAACUUAUGCAGUAACCUGGAUUGGACUGUCUGACAAGGACCGAGAGGGCAAGUGGGUGUGGGUGGAUGGGACUGAACUGCAAGGGGAUGAAUUCUGGCAAGAUGGGGAGCCCAAUAAUAGUGAUGGGGAUGAGGACUGUGCUGAGGUCUCACGUUCAGCAAAGAGAUUUAAUGACGUGCCCUGUAGUCGAAGAUUUUCAUGGGCAUGUGAGCUGUAAGAUGUAGAUGAUGCUGAUGUAAUUUAGGCUUUCCAAUCCAUUGUUCAGCAUCCAACUGCCCCUCAUCUGAUUAUCAUAACUCCUCCUGAAAUAUAUAUAGAAUAGUAGACAUUCUGAUAACAAGUGUCCUUUUAAAUGGUUAUAGCCUUUCACUGUUACUUCUGAGUUUAUUGCUUUCAUGAAAUAAAAAAAUAACUAAAAUACAUUUAACCAUGCUUUAAAAAUAUCACUGAAUUAAUUGCCUUUACAAUGUUUCUUAUUCAUAUCUUGUUCUUUCUUUAAUUAACAAUGUGUAAUUCAAAGCAAAAAAAGUAUAAUAUGCAACGUUGUAUCUUCUGAUUGAUUUCUUCCACUGCUUUUAAAAUAAACAAUAAAAACAUGGAGAGUAGGAUGAUGGACUUACUUGUUUUAUAUGUCUGUUGU